This is a messenger RNA of Blastomyces gilchristii SLH14081, 3971 nucleotides long. Its product is annotated as HLH transcription factor. Lineage: Eukaryota; Fungi; Ascomycota; Eurotiomycetes; Onygenales; Ajellomycetaceae. Gene Ontology annotation, molecular function: protein dimerization activity. The record is from RefSeq and is a predicted model, not a curated record. Gene Ontology annotation, biological process: SREBP signaling pathway; positive regulation of transcription by RNA polymerase II. The transcript has a single exon. Bases 163 to 3471 code for a protein of 1102 amino acids.
UUUUUUUUAAUUAUUUUAUUGUUGAUUUAUUUUUAUUUUUUGUUAUUUUCCCCCCCCGUCGUCUUCUAGAAAAACACACCCACACAAAAAGGCAAAGGAAGAUUAAAUAUAUCCCAAUUGCGCGCAUGUGUUCGAAUUAGAAGAGGGAAUAAACUAUUUGCCAUGGAUUCUCCCGUUGUACAGGGCGGCUCGAAAUCCACCAGGUCCCCUAUCCGAAUGUCGAUGAGGAGCCCAUCGACUGAUACCGCCUCCUUCGAUACUCCCCCAGAGAACUUAACUGCAGACUGGUCCCAAUGGAUGAGAUGGGACGAUAUCGAUCAUGAUGAUAUGUCAGCGCAUACGAAUCUAUUCAACUUGCCUUCGAAAAUCGAUGAAAAAUUAUCUGAUAUAAAUCAGACCAUGAUGCCAAAGACUUUCGAUGUUUUACCAGCCAACGUACCGUUCACAUUCACAGCUGGCUCUUCAGGUCGCGAUACCACCUCCCCACAGGAACCGCCAUUUCUAUCAGAUAUUUCUCCUGCGCCUUCCGACUUCUUUGAUUCAGCAUUCGGCCCAGAGUUCGUCAGCGGGCAUCGGAAUAACUCCGUGCCAGAAAUAGCCUCACCCGGAGAUAUAACACGUAGGAGCACAUCAGAUGGAAACAUAGUCAACCCCUCUACGCCAUUAUCAUCUCUUUCACCAACAGACAGGAAGAGGAAGGCGCCCCCAGCUGAACCUCCAGGACCCUCUAAAUCAGAUGAUACGCAGUCUGCUUCAAAGUCUUUACCCUCUAAGAAACGAUCCCACAACGUAAUCGAAAAGCGAUACCGUGCCAACCUCAAUGACAAAAUUGCCGAAUUACGAGACAGCGUGCCGUCCCUUCGUGCUUUAGUCAAGCAGAAAAAUGGAAUAUCUGGCCAGGGAAUGCGCGGAGAUGAUGAGAUUGUAUCGUCCUCUAACAAACUCAACAAGGCUUCUAUUUUGGCCAAGGCCACCGAAUAUAUUCGACAUUUGGAACAGCGGAAUAAGCGCUUGGAAGAGGAAAAUGUCGGACUGAAAAAUCGCCUUCGCCAGUUAGAUAAAGUUCAGGAACAAAAUUUAACAAACUACGCCAAUGUUUCCGGUUCAGCAUCAUCGCCUGGUGCAUAUACUGUUUCCACUGAUUCCGGACCAGGGUCUUCGCCAGGAGUCUUCUCGCAAACCGAAGAAUUGUCUCCAGAGGGCUCGCCCAACCCGCUCUAUCCCCCUGAAGGGCUUAUUAAAGUUCCCGAGUAUUUCAAACGCCUGCGAGCGAAUGCUCCUCAACAACACUAUGCAGAAUCUCUCAACCAGCGAUCAGAUGCACAGACAACAUAUGCAUCACCAGGAGCUCGACGAAUGACCCUCCCCAACAAGUUUAUGCUUGGAACGCUUGCUGCUCUAAUGGUCGUCGGUGGUUUCGAAAACCAAACGAAAUCAGAUUCAUCUAAAAAGGGGUUAUUAGGUGUACCUCUGCAAUUUGCUGGCGACCUUUUCCGCUUUGUUCGGCUGUAUUUUGGCUUCCUAACGGCAACCUCAUGGCAAAUUCGAGCUUUAUCUCAUUUCGCAUUAACUUCAUUGGUUGUGGUUGGAGCAGCGUGCGCCGUCUUUGCUUACCUCUUUAAUUCAGCCCCAAGGCGAGCAAAGAAUCCUACCAAAUCUGCCACGGAUUCGAGAAGCGGUGUGUCACCCAUCGAGUUCCGGCGAGAGGCAUGGCUGACAAGUAUCCAGACCGUCUGGGUUCCGAGCCACACGUUCUUCCCUGAGUGGUUCGCAGUAACGUGGCGCUGUAUGGAGUAUGUCCUAAGCUGUCUCCUUGGAUCAAAGCUGUAUUCCUGGCUCACAGGAAUUACAGAAGACGAUGAAACGGCGAGGGCUAAAGCAUGGGAUAUUGCCAUUGAUGCCCAACUAACCGGAGGGGACCCGGAAGUAAGCAAGAGCCGGAUGGUUUUAACUAUUUUCGCCUCAGGCACGUUGCCGAGGACUCCAGCACGAGUGAUGCUGAAGGCUCUCCAUUGCCGUCUUUUACUCUGGAGAGUUGGUUCUCCAGGCUCUUGGGCUUUUAGACUCUCAAACCACGCGGGUUCCAUCCUGGCCAGGUAUCAGUGGGAUAUAGCGAGAAAUCUCCUGAAGAAUCUACCCGAGGACCAUGACGACGCUCUUCCGGAACACCUUGUCACUCUACUUGAAGCGGAUGUGGACGACGUUAUGACCGAUGCAAUUAUGCAACGCGCAUCCAACAUGGCGUGGAACAGAUAUACACAAGAAGCUACGUAUGGUGAAGAUGCUAUGCUGGAUAUUGUCGUUGAGGACACAGCAGUACGCUCGCCUCUUGAUGCUCUUGCGGCAUGGUGGUCUAGUCGAGCCCUGCAGAACGCAUUGAUUCACUGCCUCGAUUUCGAUACUCUCCCUCCGGAACUUAAGCCCAGAAUAGCCUUCGAACGCAGCCUCCAUCUGGCGUUAAAUGCCGCGCCUCUCGCCUCGGCUGCCUACACACGAGCUGCGGUAAUCAAGGCCGUUUUCUUCGAUGAAGACAGAGUAACAAAUAUCAACACGGUCCUUGCUGCUCUGCCGCGAUCCAAAAGCCAGCCAGCCAUCAGCAGCACAAACUUCCUUGAUUCGUCUGUCCCACCAUCAGCGCGGGCAGAAAUAUCCAUUGCUGUUCGUUGCGCCAUGAUUGCAGCAAUAUUAAAGGGGCAGGUGGGUGGUGGAAGCCCAUCUGAAUCGUCCCAACUCACGCUUCGCAACGCAAUUGAGCUCUUCAACGUUCUCCCCAUAGAUCCCGUUGAGCUUACACUCCUCGGUUUCGCUUCUCUAUACCACCUUUUACACGUUUUAGCAACGGAACAGAGUCUACUUUCUGAUUCCUCAUUAUCUUCAUCCAUAUGCUCAUCUGCCUCAGACACCACUACCUCGUCAACACAGCAGGAUGAAACAGAAUCCAGUACCAGUACCAGUAGCUUCUCUACCAUUCCCACUCCGGACCUCGCUCGUAUCGCUCUAGGCCUCAUCUAUUGGGUCCGCAAUGCUUAUAACCCGAUUUCCUCGGGCUUUGAUAUGGAGUUGGUUGAGAAGGCUGUCAAGGGAUGCAUCGAUGCCUGCCAGCGGGCAGGGAUCCAUAUCGAAGCAGUUGAAACCAGAUGGGAAGGCCAGCAUCAUCUUCACCAUGGAGAAACCCCAAACGACUCUAACGACCACGUGCAAGAUCCGCAAAAUGUUACCGAGGCUCCCACAACCGAUACUACUACGGCUACUACGGCUACUACAACUACUACUACUGCCAAUGGAGCGUCGAGAGAAGCGGACCAGAAAACUGAACAUGUUCGCCGUGAUAGCUUGAAGAGCACGGAUACGGGAUAUGGGAGCCUGGGUCAUGAGGAUGAUAGGGGUGACGAGGCGGAGACGACGAAGCCUACUACCACGGCCUCUCACGCGAACACUGCCCUCACCCCACCGAUGAAUCUGGCUAAAUAGCCCAGUGUUUUGUCUUUUCAUGAAUGUUUUUUUUUUUCUUCUUUUUAAAUACUUGCAAUUUUAGCGUGCCAUUCCACUCCUUGGCGACUUGGGAUAGAUGUAUGUAUGUAUUUUAUGUAUGUAUAUUCUUUUACGAAACACAAUAAGGGAAGGAAAGGAAAGGAUAUGGCAAUGAUGGGAAAACGGAAAUGGGAAUGCUAUGCCUUGCGAUGGACCCUCCCCUUAUUUUUCUACCCUAAAAUAACUAGCCACUACUUGUGCCUUCGCUUCCCCCACCACAUCUGUGGUUGGAGAGCCUCAACACAACGCUAUUAUCCCCACAAUGCAACUUGUAUGUUUUGUAUGAGCUCACCAUAUGAAAGAUACCUAUUAAAAAAUUAAUAUCUUCAACACAGCAUCAGAUAUGAGUGAAAUAUUAAUGAUAUAAUAAGUAUACUCUAAUAGUUAGUAAAUCUACUAGUGAUUUCAAGUUAGUAGUAAAAAGUUUUAAUACAUUUUAA